This is a messenger RNA of Pichia membranifaciens NRRL Y-2026, 1844 nucleotides long. RefSeq lists its product as hypothetical. Lineage: Eukaryota; Fungi; Ascomycota; Pichiomycetes; Pichiales; Pichiaceae. The record is from RefSeq and is a predicted model, not a curated record. The transcript has a single exon. Gene Ontology annotation, molecular function: metal ion binding. Bases 34 to 1611 code for a protein of 525 amino acids.
AUGCAAGAGGUAUAGGGAACGGGGAUAAACAACAUGCUAGUCCGCAGAGACUCAGAUACUCCGUACCAGGAUGUAAGGGUGAGUCCCAGGGCUUCUUCGGUGACGUUGCCCACGGCUUUAUCUGCGUCACACACGUCAACAAUAUCGUCGUCGCCACCAGCAACUACGAUGGCAACAGCAACGGUAACUAAUGGUGUCAACACAUCACGAGUGAGGCCCACUGAAAUUUCUUCUGAGAAUCCAGCUAUGAAUGGGGAGCCCCCCAAGGAACCAUCUCGGAUUUCGUUAUCAUUAUCCAAGCUUCUUCCGCUUAUAGGCAAAGAUGGCAUUGGUAGUAGUACCAACAACAGCGCCGCUAGUGGAAAUGCGAGGAACAUCGACCAGACAAUAGGAGAAGGUGCCCACCAGCCACAUGGGGAAGAAGCUGUAGAAAACGAUCACUUGGAUGUUGCUGAGGAUACACCAACUGGAACCAAUAUCCAUAAUGGCGUUGCUACAAGAGAUGAAGAAGCUAUAUGGCAGGAGGACAACGGAGUGAAAGCAUGUCCGUUGUGCGAUGCGAAAUUUACUUUCUUCAACAGGCGACAUCAUUGCAGGAAAUGUGGUAAAAUUUUUUGCAACAAAUGCUGUGGGAAAUUCUGUACGUUCAUACCAGGCAGUUCAGUAGUUGAGCCCGAGGAGGAGGGUGGCAGGAGCAUAGUAAGGAACGGAUACCAAUACUACAAGUUCAGGACGUGCGAAAAGUGCUACGGCGAGAUCAAGAUGUUGAAAGAGGCUCUAGGCAUUGCUGACGACAGCGAAGAGGACAGCAGGGAGGAAGACACAGAGGAGGAGGAGGAGGAGGAGGAGGAGGAGGAUGAAAGUGCUGAGGGUGGCGGAGACGACAACGAAAGCUUUGAAAGGCACCUUUCCAUAAUGGGGGAAGACAGAAGUGGGAACGCAUGCGGGCCGGAAUGGAGGAGAAGCCGAAGGAGGGCCGGGGCUCGGACGAGAUCUCGGACGGGAAGGGAGACCAGCAUCGAAGGGCCUGUAAGGAGUCAGGGUGAGGAGGGAGAUGACGCGGACGCGGAGAGUCUGACGUGCCUCAUCAAGCACUCGCAGCCGCGGGAGAUCACCAUGGAAGUCAGCGAGUCGAGGGUCCGGGAGGCGCACGGAACGACGGGCGGGGCUGGGGCCGGGGAAGGCCCUCGCCGGGGAAACGGGAAUACCAGUAUAGAUCACAACAACAACAGCAACAACAACAACAACAGCGAAUUGAACGAGUGUCCGGUGUGCGGCAUAGACAUUGGCGGAGUGAGCGAGACCGAGCGGGAGACACACAUCAACCGCUGUCUCACCGACCAGGAGUUUGGGUCGCCGACGCACCCGGGCGACGUGGCGAAGCGGGACAAGAACCGCAUGUUGGUGUACUCGAUUCCAGCGGACGCGGACAUGGCGCACAUGGUGCUCAACGACGACAACGAGUGCGUCAUCUGUCUCGAGGAGUUCUGCCCCGGCGAUAAGCUGAGCCGUCUCGAAUGUCUCUGCUGUUUCCACUACAAGUGCAUCAAGGACUGGAUCCGCAAGAAGGGUUACUGCGAGUGUCCUAUCCAUGCACUCCAUGCGCAGUAGGAAGAGCAAGUCGCGUCGGCCGAUAAGCCGGACAAGGCCUAGCCCUGCCUCGCCUUGCCUGGCCACAAGUAGCCCUGCGAUCGCGGUGACGAGGGUGUGUAGCCUAGUUAGAAAUAGUAGCGCAUAUAUUCUCGCUGUGGAGCCACACGAAACACGCUAAACUUUGCCUAGCGGUGCUAAAGCUGCUAAAAUGCGCAACAGCCAGCUAGUCCCGCAGAAACAUGCAUUUAAAG